CGUAAACAAGUAAGUACCGUGUACUCAAGAUUGGGCCAUCGCCCACCCGCCUCGUCGAAUGCCGCAUCAGACCGCAAAGUUGCCGUCCCCCACUCCUCAGCCCUCCACUCGAUCUGACCGGAGGAAGGGCUAUGUCUCGGAAACGUUGCGGACGCUCGAUGACACUGCAGCAACAGCAUACAUACUGAUUAUGGGUUCCACCGGAACAGGCAAAUCUACGGUUGGUAUUGUUCAGUAUGCGGACUCCUGGUAUCUGAGUACGCUGCAGUUCAUCAACUUAGUGAGUGGCUCCAAUUUGAGAGUGGGGACCGGACUCCACUCCCAGACAGCCACUGUCGAGCUAUCCAAAAUGUUCGAACACAAAUCUCAGCGAAUCGUCAUGGUGGACACGCCUGGAUUCGACGAUACCAUUGAAUCCGACACAGACGUGCUCAUUACAAUCGCGAGUUAUCUCGCACACUUGUAUCGCGAAGGCAUCCAGAUACGUGGCAUAGCGUACAUGCACCGCAUCACGGACAACAGAAUGGGCGGAACAGCACUCAGAAAUUUCCGGAUGUUUGAAGCCAUCUGCGGGCAAUCCGCUAGGCAAAAUGCGAUCAUAGUCCUGAACAUGUGGGACCAGGUGAAGAAGGACAUUGCCGAAGCACGGGAGAAAGAGUUACGCGAGAGUGACCUCUUCUUCAAACCUGCGGUAACCGCUGGUACACGUACAAUGCGUCAUUGGGACAACAGGGAGUCGGCGAUACCGAUUCUGGAAAAUCUCAUCAAUCAACCUUCAGUCGCUUUGGCGAUUCAGCGAGAGAUCGUUGAGGAGCGCAAAGCGAUUCACCUGACGGCAGCCGGGCUGACGCUCCUCGGGGAGCUCGCUGCAAAGGAAGCCAACCAUGUCGAGGAAUUGCGUCGUAUACGUGAGGAGAGAGAGGAAGCAAGGUCAAGGAGAGACGUGGACGGGGAACUUGAAAGAGACGCAGAAGAGGCGCAGAAGAGGCUAGAAGAUCUGCGAAAAAAGCUGGUGGAUGAGCAACGGAAAUUGCGAAACGCGACGACUACAAGUCGGGAAGUGAGGGUGUCUCGACGUCGACGCGCACAGAGUAGCAGUAGUUGCUGUAAUUGUUGUUGUUGUUGUUGUUGA
Fomitopsis serialis is the source of this 1132-nucleotide messenger RNA. RefSeq lists its product as uncharacterized. NCBI's taxonomy places the organism in Eukaryota, Fungi, Basidiomycota, Agaricomycetes, Polyporales, Fomitopsidaceae. The transcript has 3 exons. The record is from RefSeq and is a predicted model, not a curated record. Bases 59 to 1132 code for a protein of 357 amino acids.